CUAUCUUCUAUCCUGUUGUCACAACCCCAGGCCAAAUUCAAUACAAAUCGUAAUUCCUAGUCAAGUAUGGAAUCCUUUGAAAUCCGCGUUGUUUAUGAAUUAUUUACAUAAAAAUAUACAUUUAUUUACACAUAAUGGGAACACAAAAACCUGGAGAAUGGGCGAAUUCGCUAAUAGCCAGAUUCGAAGAGCAACUGCCAUACAAAACCGGCGCACAGAACCUCCACUCGCGAAUAAAUGAGGAGCAAUGCAAAGCCUGCCUCGUCCAGAUCAGCAGGCAUCGCUUCUCACUCGUCAUCGCCGGCCUCACCAAGAUCCUGCAGCGAGUCAACGAGCUGUACCAACCAACGAUAUCGUCGGGUGUGAACCGACCGCACACGGAGCAGGAGAAGAGCUACAGCGACAGUCUGGUCAUAGUUCUGGACACGCUGGAGAUAUGCCUCAGUUCGCAGCCUAAAGACACCACCAAGUUUGAUGAGGCGAUGAACGUGAAGAUACUACUGAGGGAAGUCUGUCAGUUUAUUGACAUGCGCAACGAGAACACAACAAGCAACACAUUGCUCCGGCAGCUGGCCAGUAAAGUGCUCUUCGCACUCAGUCUCAACUUCUUCAACGCGGUCUUCAACCGGAUCAGUGCUCGGUUACAGGAAUUGGCAUCAAGCUCAGAAGAAAACCCCGAUUAUACAGAUAUAGAGUUAAUACAACACAUCAAUGUGGACAUACUACGGCUUAUACGGCUGCUCACAGAAUCAAUACAAAAGUUUAAGUUAUUAAGAAAAUCAGCGCAUAUAGUUUUGGUAUCGUCUCUAGAGAAAGCAAUAUGGAACUGGAUGGAUACAUACCCCCAAGAAUUCGCUGAAGUCCAAUGCCGGCCUAACGAGGAUCUCAGCAAAUGCUGCGAUACUCUUUUCGACUAUUUACAAGAUUGCUUCUCCGACAACAAGAAAUCUAGAGUGGCGAUGUGGCCACUGCAAAUUAUGCUACUAGUUUUGAACCCUAAAGUUUUAGAAGAAAUAGUGAAUGCAGACAGCGGCGCUCCGUGCAGCCCGCGACAUACGAAGAAGAAACACUUUAUUGACUCCGUGAAGAGAGGGCUAAGCCCACAGAACAACUCUAAACAGAUGACAGAAGCGGCGGUCGUGACAUGUGUCAAACUCUGUAAAGCGUCGACGUAUCUGAACAUCGCUGACAGUGGGAACGUCACUUUCGUGCUUGUCAAAUCUGUUAUUAAUGAUCUCAAGUCUCUCCUCUUCAACCCCUCAAAAUCCUACGUGCGAGGCAACCUGAUCUCUGGCUACUCAGAGCUGGAUCUGAUGACGGAUUGCUUCGUGUCUCUAUUUCGGAUCAUGCCGCACACGAAUGAUGCUAUUAAAGUGUGCCUCAACCUUAACACGCAUAUUUCGUAUCAUUAUGUUAUAGUCAACUCAUUACUCAGGAUUAUAAAACAACCACGGUUACCGUGGUGGCCUCAAAUAGAGCUUCUUUACCCCCGUGCGGCCGAACUUAGAGCCAUGUUCACAGAUACUCUGAACAAAGCUACACAGGGUUACAUAGUCCACACGCCGCUUCGUAUGAUCUCACGCUCCCUCAAAUCUAAGGAAGUGCAAGCCAAGUUUAACAAGUCAGAAGAGAUGCCGGCUUACAGGAACUUGCUGCUUUGCAUGGUCAAGCUUAUACACGCUGAUCCCAUGCUGAUGUUGAGCAACCCCGGCCGCUCAGGGAUUGAGAUCCAGUCCUCAACCACCGAGCUGAUCAACGGGCUAGUAUCACUAGUACACCAGACAGGCAUGGGCGAGAUAUCACAAGAGGCGAUGGACGCGUUACUAGCGCUGCAUCGGCCUGAUCGCGUCCAUAUGUGGAACCCGGAGGCGCCGCUUAACACCUUCUGGGAUAUCAGCUCCCAAAUCCUCUACAACAUCAGUCAGAAGCUGAUCCAGCGUCAGAUCGGCAACUACCGCGAGGUGCUCCGGUGGCUGCGCGACAUCCUGACAUGUCGGAACGAGUUCUUGGCCAAGCACAAGGAGUAUGCCAACGUCGGCUCACAGAUACCUAUAUGCAAGCAGGCUCACAUCAAACUGGAGGUGGUCUUCUUCAUGUGUCUCUGGUCCAUCGACACGGACGUGGUGCUAGUCGCGAUGUCCUGCUUCGCGCUGCUCUGCCAGGAGGCGGAUAUCCGGUGCGGCGCCGACGAGAUCACCACGCAGUGCCUUCUGCCCAACUACGCCGUGUUUCAAGAGGUGGCGCAUACUUCCACCGUGCUUACUACCGCAGCUAGUCAGGACAUGGGACGUGGUUGCACUUACAAAAAUAUUCACAGCUCAGCAGCUCUACAGAAGAGGAUAAUGGCGUUAUUGAGGAAAAUAGAGCAUUGCGUGAACGGCGUGCAACCGGUGUGGGAGGAAACAUUUCGAUGUUGGGACUCCCUAUGCAAAUUGCUACAGAAAUACCCCAAAGGGCAGGGUGACAAAAUGGAUGACUGUCAAAUGGAGGCGAUCCAUAGAGCAGUCGCUAAACGGAGAGUUUCACAUCACAGUAGCAGCGAACACGAUUUUGAGAUGCAGAUUCAGGAGUGGGCGAACAUCACAUCGUUUCUGUGCGCGCUCGGUGGCGUGUGCCUGCAGCGGCGACCAUCCACCGUCUGGUCGCACCUCCACGCGCGCGAUUCGAGAAAAUACAACGUAUUGGCGAACAGCUCACAAGAAGUCCAGUACUGCCCUGUCACACAAUUCAUCGGCCAACUCCUCCGCCUCCUGCUUUGUAGCAACGAACGCUUCGGCCAACAGAUCCAGAGCCACGUGAAAGAGCUGGUCGGCCACGAGAUGUCGCCAGCGCUGUACCCGAUACUGUUUGACCAGAUCAAGGCUAUUAUUGACAAGUUCUUUGACCAACAGCAGCAGGUGAUGCUGACCGACAUCAACACCCAAUUCGUAGAACACACGAUAUUCAUAAUGAAGAGUAUAUUGGAUAACAAGAAGACGGGACAACCUUCGGAGCACCUCAGUACUACGUCUAUAGAGGGUCUCAUGCUUGCUAUAGUGAGAUACGUUCGUCAUCUUGAUAUGACGGUGCUGUCUGUGCACAUCAAAACGAAGCUCUGCCAAGUUGUCGAAGCCAUGAUGAGGAGGAGAGACGAUCUAGCAUUCCGACAGGAGAUGAAGUUUCGCAAUAAGAUGGUGGAAUACGUGACGGACUGGGUGCUCGGCACCAGCCACCAGAUCGCGCCACCGCUGCGGGCGGACGCCUCCUCCAUCUCCAGAGAGCUGGACCAGGCGUGCAUGGAGGCGGUGGCGGCGCUGCUGAAGGGGCUGCCUCUGCAGCCCGAGGAGUCCGACAGGGGGGACCUGAUGGAAGCCAAGAGUCAGCUGUUUCUUAAAUACUUCACUCUCUUCAUGAAUCUACUGAACGAUUGCAAUGAAGUGGAGAUGGCAGAAGGCCCGGGCAGACUUGAGACGCUACGAAACGCUACCAUACAAGCUAUGUCAAAUCUCCUAAGUGCCAAUAUUGACUCUGGGCUCAUGCAUAGUAUCGAUCUGGGUUACCACCGAGACCUACAGACCCGAGCUGCUUUCAUGGAAGUGCUCACUAAAAUCCUCCAGCAAGGCACAGAGUUCGACACCCUAGCGGAGACUGUCCUCGCCGACCGCUUCGAGCAGCUAGUGCAGUUGGUCACCAUGAUCUCUGAUAAGGGCGAGCUCCCCAUAGCAAUGGCCUUGGCAAACGUCGUCAGCACAUCACAAAUGGACGAGCUGGCCCGUGUGUUCGUCACUCUGUUCGACGCUAAGCAUCUUCUAGCACCAUUACUCUGGAACAUUUUCUAUAGAGAAGUUGAGGUGAGCAAGCAAAAACGGACUUUAAGUAGAAGGUCGCUAAUGUCAUUAGUAACACAAAUAGAUGAGCUGGCUCGUGUGUUCGUCACCCUGUUCGACGCUAAGCAUCUUCUAGCACCGCUGCUUUGGAACAUCUUCUAUAGAGAAGUUGAGGUGUCAGACUGUAUGCAGACCCUCUUCCGCGGCAACUCGCUAGGGAGCAAAAUAAUGGCGUUCUGCUUCAAGAUCUACGGUUACGGUUACCUGGUCUCCCUGCUGGAACCGCUGGUUACGGCGCUGCUGGAGCAGGCGGACCAGCCGGAUCUGAGCUUCGAGGUGGAUCCUGCCAGGCUGGACCCCUCCCAAGACAUCGAGGUCAACCGCUCCAACCUCAUCGACCUCACCAAAGAGGUCUUCAACAGGAUUAUCAACUCUGCCGACAAAUUCCCUCCACAGUUGAGGAGCAUGUGCCAUUGCCUCUAUCAGGUUUUGAGCAAACGGUACGCACACAUACCUCAAACAAGCGUAGGUGCUGUUGGUACAGUGCUAUUCCUGAGAUUCAUCAAUCCAGCCAUAGUAUCACCGCAAGAGAUGGGUAUAGUCAGCCGUCCCGUUCCCCCCACGAUCAAACGCGGUCUGAUGCUAAUGUCCAAGAUAUUGCAGAACAUCGCCAACCAUGUGGAGUUCUCUAAGGAACAACAUAUGUUGCCUUUCAACGAUUUCUUGAGGGCACAUUUCGAGUUGGGACGCAAGUUCUUCAUACAAAUAGCAUCAGACUGCGAAAGCGUUGACCAAACGUCCCACAACCUCUCUUUCAUCAGCGAUGCAAACGUGGUAGCGUUACAUAGACUACUCUGGAACCAUCAGGAACGGAUAGGAGAUUACCUGUCUUGCAGUCGGGACCAUAAGGCUGUAGGAAGACGGCCGUUUGACAAGAUGGCCACAUUGCUCGCUUAUUUGGGACCUCCGGAACAUAAACCUGUAGAAUCUACCUCCGGCCUCCUCUUCUCCUCGUACGCCCGCUGGUCUUCCAUAGACAUGUCUUCCACCAACUUUGAGGAGUUCAUAGUGAAACACAACAUGCAUGAAAAGGAGGAGUUUAAGAGCAUCAAGAGCUUGAAUAUAUUCUACCAGGCGGGCACCAGCAAGAUCGGGAACCCGGUGUUCUACUUCAUCUCUAGGAGAUACAAAAUAGGGGAGGUGAACGCGGACCUUCUAAUAUACCACGUCAUAUUGACCCUCAAGCCGUUCUGCCAGCAGCCCUUCGAGCUUAUAGUCGACUUCACACACACCAACUCGGACAAUAGAUUCAGAACGGACUUCCUACAAAAAUGGUUCACAGUGCUACCGGACGUAGCAUAUAUAAACAUACAUGCCUGCUACAUAUACAACUGCAACAGCUGGGUGCGAGAAUAUACUAAGUUCCACGAAGCGAUACUAGCUCCACUGAGAGGCAACAGAAAACUAAUAUUCAUCGAUAACCACACUCGCCUCAGCGACUAUGUGGAAGCAGAGCAACAAAAGUUGCCGGGAGCAACACUCGCUUUAGAGGAGGAUCUCAAAGUGUUCAGUAAUGCGCUCAAAUUGUCACACAAGGACACUAAAGUUGCUAUAAAGGUUGGACCAACAGCUCUACAAAUAACAUCAGUAGAGAAGACUAAAGUGCUCGGUCUGCCGGUGCUAUUGAAUGACGUCUACUACGCUUCGGAAAUCGACGAGGUGUGCCUCGUGGAUGACAACCAGUUCUCGCUGUCAAUAGUGAACGAGCCUACUCCACUAAGUUUCAUACACAACGAUUGCGAUAAUAUCGUGCAAUCCAUCAUACACAUACGGAACCGGUGGGAGCUGAGUCAACCGGACUCGGUCACAGUGCAUCAGAAGAUACGUCCAAAAGACGUCCCAGGGACUCUCCUCAACAUGGCGCUGCUGAAUCUCGGCUCCUGCGACCCUAACCUUCGGACGGCAGCGUAUAACCAGCUAUGUGCACUCACUGCUACCUUCCAUUUGAAGAUCGAAGGACAACUGCUGGAGACCUCAGGUCUAUGCAUACCUUCCAACAACACAAUCUUCAUCAAGUCUGUUAGCGAAAAACUGGCGCACAACGAGCCACAUCUCACUCUAGAGUUCCUAGAGGAGUGCAUUCAGGGAUUUCGCGGCUCUUCCAUCGAGCUAAAACAUUUGUGUCUGGAAUACAUGACGCCGUGGCUUGCUAAUUUAGUUAGGUUCUGCAAGCCAUCAGACGAGUCCCGUCGCCAGAAGCAAGUCGCCCAAAUCCUGGAGAAGCUGAUAACGCUCACCAUCGAGGAGACGGAGAUGUACCCCUCGGUGCAGGCCAAGAUCUGGGGCUCCAUCGGGCACGUGCCCGAGCUGAUCGACAUGGUGCUCGACAGCUUCAUACAGCGGAGCGUCAACUCGGGUCUCGGCUCGCCAAUGAUAGAGAUUAUGGCCGACACGGCUGUCGCAUUAGCGUCGGCCAAUGUGCAGCUGGUAUCAAAGAAAGUCAUCGGUCGGAUGUGUAGGGCCCUAUCGAAACUGCCCAAUAAUGCCCUGGGCCCCGUUACCCCGGCCACUGUGGUGGAUAAGACCUGUCAUUCGCCGACGCCCGUGCUAGAGAUGCACAUGAUGUGGGGGGACAUUGCUAUAUUGGCGAGAUAUUUGCUUAUGUUGUCAUUUAACAAUUGCCUGGACGUGACGCGUCACUUACCGUACCUGUUCCACACGGUCACGUUCCUGGUGUGCUCGGGUACCGUGUCCAUGCGCGCCGCCACGCACGGGCUGGUGAUCAACAUCAUACACUCACUCUGCACCUGCAACAGCCCGAGUUUCUCCGAGGAGACCCAGAGAGUCCUGAUGCUCUCGCUAGAUGAAUUCGCUCUGCCCAAGUUCUACCAGAUGUUCGGAAUUUCCAAGGUCAAGUCAGCGGCGGUCACCGCCUUCCGGAGUCCGUACAACCGCAACCCUGAUAAGGAAUGGUACUCCGAACACUCAUACACAGCCUGCACCGAAUCCGGCACCUCGUCCAGCAGCGGAGCCCUGCCCGCCCCGCCGCCCCACUCCGACCGCGAGCGCCUCCCCCUGCAGUCCCUCGAGACCAUCACCGACGCCCUGCUCGAGAUCAUGGAGGCCUGCAUGAGGGAUAUACCGCACUGCGAUUGGCUGACCACGUGGACUUCCCUCGCCAAGAGCUUCGCAUUCUGCUUCAAUCCAGCAUUGCAGCCGCGCGCCCUCAUCGUGUUCGGAUGUAUUAGUAAAAACGUAACUGACGACGAUAUGAAACAGCUCUUACGGAUAUUAGUGAAGGCUCUUGAAUCGUUCAACGACUUGGCUUUAUUGGAAGCUCUUAUCAUGUGCCUGACGAGGUUGCAACCGCUUCUGUACCCGGAAUCCCCGAUCCACACGGCCCUAUUCUGGGUGGGACUGUCGGUGCUACAGCUAGACGACCCCACUUUGUACGCGGCUGGGCUGUCUCUCCUGGAACAGAACCUACAUACCCUUGACUCGCAGGGACAGUUUGAACAUAAGACCCUGGAACAAGUGAUGAUGGAGACGAGGGAACCGCUGGAGUGGCAUUUCAAGCAAAUGGACCACGCCGUGGGAUUGAGUUUCCGUUCCAACUUCCACUUCGCCCUGGUCGGUCACCUGCUGAAGGGCUACCGGCACCCGCUGGCCGCGUCCGUCUCCCGCACGUGCCGCGUGCUGGCCGCGCUGCUGGCCAUCACCGCGCGCCACGCCGACAAGUUCCACGUCACACCCGUCACCGUCGCUUACCUCACAGCACUGGUGUGUGUGAGCGAAGAAGUCCGUUCCCGCUGCCACGUGAAACACUCGCUUCCAAAAUGGCUGCCGGACAACUGUGACCACUACUGCCCCACCGUCGACCACCAUCAGUCCUCAAUGCUGAUCCAGCCUUCCACGUCGAGCGGCUCGUGCCAGAGUCGGCGGCAGAAGUCCUGGGAUGUACUGGACCAGGCCGCCAUAUCAUCAGCUCAUGGUGGUAAAUCCCCAACAAUGCAGCAAUCCAGUAGCGGCGGACACAGCCCGCAUUUCAUCAACAUGCCACACCAGGACAGCGAAGGGCGAGCCCACAGCAUGCAGCACGGGACGUCGGGUGACGCCGCGCGCGCGGAACAGGACGCCGACAGUGGUCUAGAUGUGGUAGAGGAUGACGGGCGCGGUUCGCCGGGCAGCACGGACGAGGCGACCGAGCGGCCCUCCUCUACCAAGUCCGGCGACAGCGAUUUCCCCGAGAAGGUUAGCAAUCAAGUAUCAACGGACAAGGACACAAGCAGCCCGGAGAGCAACAGCUUAUUGGAUCCGAGUGUACUCUCCGACUUUACCACCCAAGCGCUGGUUCUGACUGUACUCGCCACUCUAGUCAAAUACACUACAGACGAAGACGAAAUAAGAAUAUUAUACCAGUAUUUGGCUGAAGGCUCUGUAGUUUUUCCAAAAGUAUUUCCCGUAAUCCACUCCCUCUUGGACAUGAAAAUAAACCACGUGCUAAUGCACUGCCACGACCAAGUGAUCCUGAGCGCGGUACAGAGUAUAAUACAGAACAUGAUCGCGUCGGAGGACGCCAGUCAGCAACAGCUCCACUACAUGCAGAGCUGCGGCUUCGGCGGGCUGUGGCGGUUCGCGGGGCCUUUUACUAAGAUCCAAUGCACAGCGGAAAGCAGCGAGCUAUUCGUCAACUGCUUAGAGGCCAUGGUGGAAACAUGUCUGCCGGGCUCCGAACACGCCCAAGCCCGCGCUCCACCACCAGACCCAGACCGGCAGGACACGACAGGUACCUUACUAGGCCUAUGA
This is a messenger RNA of Cydia fagiglandana, 8612 nucleotides long. It is a transcript of the gene Nf1, whose product is annotated as neurofibromin. NCBI's taxonomy places the organism in Eukaryota, Metazoa, Arthropoda, Insecta, Lepidoptera, Tortricidae. The record is from RefSeq and is a predicted model, not a curated record. The transcript is spliced from 65 exons. Bases 135 to 8612 code for a protein of 2825 amino acids. Gene Ontology annotation, biological process: regulation of GTPase activity.